Messenger RNA from Botrytis fragariae, 618 nucleotides. RefSeq lists its product as uncharacterized. Bases 1 to 618 code for a protein of 205 amino acids. The transcript is spliced from 2 exons. NCBI's taxonomy places the organism in Eukaryota, Fungi, Ascomycota, Leotiomycetes, Helotiales, Sclerotiniaceae. The record is from RefSeq and is a predicted model, not a curated record.
AUGUCGACUUUGCAGAUUGGAAGCUGUCUGACUGGGAGAAGUAUGAUAUUCGUUACGAGGAUCUUGAAAGCUUCUACGGUAUCUCGUGUUCCGAAUACGGAUCGAGUUAACACUUCGGAGGAUCUCUCUUGGAUGUAUAGCUUGCGGGCAACUGUGUUCAGGUGUUUCCAUCACACUGAGCAUACUUAUGACAAGGAAAUGGACAAGAGUUUUGAUCAAAACUUUGCAGAAUACAUGGGAAUUUAUAAUUGUCUAGCUCAAGACUGGCUUGGGAAAGAUAGAGAUAGCGACUUGGGCAGAGUUAGAAGGCUCGGCAAUCUCGAGAUCGAAUCUGGGUGGACGGAGAAAAAACAAUCAAAGAGGAGAACAGAUGUUCUCGGAUCCGUUUCUGUUCCGAUCAUGGCAAGUCUCGUAGACUUUAGUCGGGAGAUUCUUGGGGGGAAAUACCGCAGUUGUCGUUGCAUACCUGGAGGAUGCAUGAAGAUUUAUUCACUUAGACUUCACAGGCCCUUGCAAAUACCUUAUCUCAGUCCUCAUCUUUUGCGUGGUCUGUUAGUCAGAGAUCAAAGGGCUUCAUGGAAGUUUGUGGCAUUGGAAGAUGCUGAAGAAGAUUGUUAA